GCCCCUGGAGCAGGGGGAGGGACGUCGGCCCCUCUGGCCGCGGGCUGCGCACCCCUGUCAGUUGGUCCGCGCGUCCGUCGGUCGGUGCGUCCGGGCCGCCGGCUUCGCCCUCGCCAUGGCACGCUGGCUACCGCUGCUGUCGCUGCUGGGGCUGCUCCUGGGCGCCGCUCCCGCCCCGCCCCGCCGAGCAGCCGACGCUCAGGCCCGGGAGGCGGCGUACCCGGCGCUGCUGGGGCCCGCCCGCUUCGCCCUGGAGAUGUACAACCGCGGCCGGGCAGCCGGGACGCGGGCGACGCUGGGGGCCGUGCGCGGUCGCGUCCGCCGGGCGGGCCAGGGGUCGCUGUUCUCCCUGAGGGCGACCCUAGAGGAGCCUCCCUGCAACGACCCCACGGUGUGCCAGCUCCCUGUGUCCAAGAAGACCCUGCUCUGCAGCUUCGAAGUCUUGGACGAGCUAGGAAAACACAUGCUACUGAGACGGGACUGCGGCCCAGUGGAUACCAAGGUCACAGAUGACAAAAAUGAGACUUUGAGUUCAGUCCUUCCGCUGUUGAACAAGGAACCCCUGCCCCAGGAUUUUUCUGUGAAAAUGGCUUCAAUCUUCAAGGAGUUCGUUACCACCUAUAAUCGGACGUAUGAGUCGAAGGAGGAAACCCAGUGGCGCAUGUCUGUCUUUUCCAACAACAUGAUGCGAGCACAGAAGAUCCAGGCACUGGACCGUGGCACAGCUCAGUAUGGGGUCACCAAGUUCAGUGACCUUACAGAGGAGGAGUUCCAUACCAUCUACCUGAAUCCCCUCUUAAGAGAGAACCAUGGCGAGAAGAUGCGCCUAGACAAGUCCACUGGCGACUCUGCCCCAUCCGAGUGGGACUGGAGGAGAAAGGGGGCUGUCACCAAAGUCAAGAACCAGGGCAUGUGUGGCUCCUGCUGGGCUUUCUCAGUCACCGGCAAUGUGGAGGGCCAGUGGUUCCUGAAACAGGGGGCCCUGCUCUCCCUCUCCGAGCAGGAGCUCUUGGACUGUGACAAGGUGGACAAGGCCUGCCUGGGUGGCUUGCCCUCCAAUGCCUACUCGGCCAUAAAGACUCUGGGGGGGCUGGAGACGGAGGACGACUACAGUUACCGCGGCCGCAUGCAGACCUGCGGUUUCUCUCCAAAGAAGGCGAGGGUCUACAUCAAUGACUCAGUGGAGCUGAGCCAGAAUGAGGAGAAGCUGGCGGCCUGGCUGGCGGAGAAGGGCCCCAUCUCCGUCGCCAUCAAUGCCUUUGGCAUGCAGUUCUACCGCCAUGGGAUCUCGCACCCACUGCGGCCCCUCUGCAGCCCUUGGCUCAUCGACCACGCUGUGUUGCUCGUGGGCUACGGCAACCGCUCUGGCAUUCCCUUCUGGGCCAUCAAGAACAGCUGGGGCUCAGACUGGGGCGAGGAGGGUUACUACUACUUGCAUCGUGGGUCUGGGGCCUGCGGUGUGAACACCAUGGCCAGCUCGGCAGUGGUGAACUGAGGAGCACCAGCGCGGGACCUGGUGCUGACCAGAGCAGCCCCUUCCUCAGCCUGGCCUGCGUGUCCAGGCCUCUUCCCAGGAGGCACAGCUGGCUGAGGGACAGGCACCGGGUACCUCAGGGUGAGCAAAAGGCACUGGGCUAGGACAACACCCCUACCCCCUUCUCCCCCCCCACCCUACCCUGAAGUUCCCCAGCGGCACCUUUGUUGACUUGUGGUAGCUAGGAGGCCCUUGGGCCAAAGGAGGGUGUCCUGGCAGCUGAGGCUGGGGCAAGAACCUUGGGCUUGUGUAAGGAGCAGGUGGGAAGAAGAUACUCUGGUUUUAAACCCAGCUUUGUUCUCAGCAGGCUCUGGCUUCCUGCCCUACCUUUCCUCUGUCUGAUGCUAUACAUUUUCUGGUUCCCCCUGGGUUUGGGGACAUUGUUUCCUUCCACAUCUAGAGAAACUAUUGUAACUGCCUUUUUCUAACAGCAAUAAAGAGGUGUCCUAAGCCCCA
Lontra canadensis (Northern American river otter) is the source of this 1990-nucleotide messenger RNA. RefSeq names its product cathepsin F (gene CTSF). Lineage: Eukaryota; Metazoa; Chordata; Mammalia; Carnivora; Mustelidae. Gene Ontology annotation, molecular function: cysteine-type endopeptidase activity. The coding region runs from base 116 to 1495 and encodes 459 amino acids. The record is from RefSeq and is a predicted model, not a curated record. Gene Ontology annotation, cellular component: lysosome. The transcript has 14 exons.